Molecule: messenger RNA, 300 nt
Organism: Blepharisma stoltei
Lineage: Eukaryota; Ciliophora; Heterotrichea; Heterotrichida; Blepharismidae
Source: the annotation of a GenBank genome assembly
AUGGCGCAAAGUUACCCCACUACACUAGGAAAAGAUUUAACAAUAGGCAGAAAAGUCAGUGUUGUUGGCAAAGUCGAAGGCACACAUGAAAAUGGUAUUUACAUAGCUGACGACCAAACUCACAUUAAAAUUCACAAUAUCCCAAUCACCCUAAACGGUAUCGUUGAAGUUAGAGGGAUUGUCAAUGCAGAAGCUGAAAUUUACUGUGAAAGUUACAACCAAUUUGAAGAUUUCAGCUACAACUUUGAAGCCCACAGCAGGGUCAUAGAACUGUAUAAAGAUUUCCCGGCACUUCGGUAA